AUGCCGUUCGAAUGCCCCGCGUGUAAAAAUGAAUAUAUCGAUAUUCUCGAUCAUAUUCGUAAAAAACACCCUACUGAUUCCUUUACAGAGCUUCAAUUACAGCCUAUAGGCCUUGUUCCCUGCCCUACCUGUGCUACAGCGUGUAAAGGAGCCCACGGGAUUAAGACUCAUAGCGCUAAAAUCCACGGAAUCACCGGUAGCUCUAGGGUAUCAACGCAGCACCGAAUCCAUACUACCCCCUCUGCCUCAGCACCCUUAGACGCUGAAAUCGACGAUUCUAUAGGCACCCCCUACCCUGUAAUCGAUUUCCCUCAGCUACUAGCACCCUUUCGAGCCGCUACCCCUAAGGCCAGAGCCUCUCUAGGCCUUUCAGGCUCUGAAUACCCUACAGCUCCAGGGGCUACAGGCCUGUAUAAGUCGCCUCCAGCACCUACAAGCCGAAAUCUCAGUACCCCUCCACCCCUACCAAGCCCCCCAUUCGAUAUCUACCCAGGCUUUACAGGCUCUCCGUCCCCUGUAACUUCAGCACCAAAUAGCCCUAAAUCGCCUACCUACGCCCAAGUUACCGCCACCCCUCUAGGCUCUAAGCCUUCAGCACCUACAGGCUCCAAGCACCCUACGGCUUCAGGCUCUAAGACCCCUGUACCUUCAGUACCUACAGGCUCUAAGCACCCUACGGCUCCAGGCUCCAAGUACCCCGCACCUUCAGCACCUGCAGGCUCCAAGACCCCUGCACCUUCAGCACCUACAGGCUCUAAGCACCCUACGGCUCCAGGCUCCAAGUACCCCGCACCUUCAGCACCUGCAGGCUCCAAGCACCCUACGGCUCCAGGCUCCAAGUACCCCGCACCUUCAACACCUACAGGCUCUAAGCACCCUACGCCUUCAGGCUCCAAGUACCCCGCACCUUCAGCACCUACAGGCUCUAAGACCCCUGUACCGUCAGUACCUACAGGCUCCAAGUACCCGACGGCUCUAGGCCCCGACCUCCCUACAGGCACCCGAAGGAUUCAGACCCCACGGGGUAUUUGGUACUCGAUUCCAGGGGAAGUAGACGCUAUACUCCCAGCGUACGACGGCCCUACAGGCCCUGAACCAGACUCCCUCCCAGGCUCUCGACCCCCCACGCCUACAGGCUCUACGUCACCUACAUACGCCUAA
Cadophora gregata is the source of this 1161-nucleotide messenger RNA. RefSeq lists its product as uncharacterized. The transcript has a single exon. The record is from RefSeq and is a predicted model, not a curated record. Lineage: Eukaryota; Fungi; Ascomycota; Leotiomycetes; Helotiales; Ploettnerulaceae. Bases 1 to 1161 code for a protein of 386 amino acids.